CACUGGACUAGCAGGGUUCACGAAUGCACCGUGAAGCGGGGACCCCAGGGCGAGCUGGGGGUGACGGUGCUGGGAGGCGCGGAGCACGGGGAGUUUCCGUACGUCGGAGCGGUGGCGGCGGCCGAGGCAGCGGGGCUUCUCCGCGGUGGCGAGGGCCCGAAGCUGGGCGAAGGGGAGCUGCUUCUGGAGGUGCAGGGGGUCCGGGUGUCCGGCUUGCCCCGCUAUGACGUGCUGGGGGUCAUCGACAGCUGCAAGGAGGCCGUCACCUUCAAAGCCGUCAGACAAGGAGGAAGGCUGAACAAGGACCUGCGACAUUUUCUCAAUCAGCGGUUCCAGAAGGGGUCUCCUGAUCAUGAGCUCCAGCAGACCAUAAGGGAUAACCUUUACCGCCAUGCUGUGCCUUGCACAACCCGAUCUCCCAGAGAAGGAGAAGUGCCUGGCGUGGACUAUAACUUUCUGACUGUGAAGGAGUUCUUGGACCUCGAGCAGAGCGGGACUCUUCUGGAAGUUGGCACCUAUGAAGGAAACUAUUAUGGGACACCCAAGCCUCCUAGCCAGCCAGUCAGUGGGAAAGUGAUCACGACGGAUGCCUUGCAAAGCCUUCAGUCUGGCUCUAAGCAGUCGACCCCGAAGCGAACCAAGUCCUACAAUGAUAUGCAAAAUGCUGGCAUAGUCCAUGCGGAGAAUGAGGAGGAGGAUGACAUUCCUGAAAUGAACAGCAGCUUUACAGCCGAUUCUGGUGAACAAGACGAGCACACUCUCCAAGAAACAGCAUUACCACCUGUGAAUAAUAGCAUCAUCGCUGCUCCCAUCACGGACCCUUCUCAGAAGUUCCCUCAAUACCUACCUCUUUCUGCAGAGGAUAAUUUAGGUCCUCUACCUGAAAACUGGGAGAUGGCCUAUACCGAAAAUGGAGAAGUCUAUUUUAUAGACCAUAAUACGAAAACAACAUCUUGGUUAGACCCUCGGUGCCUGAACAAGCAGCAGAAGCCUCUGGAAGAGUGUGAAGAUGAUGAAGGGGUACACACCGAGGAGCUGGACAGUGAACUAGAACUGCCUGCUGGUUGGGAAAAGAUUGAAGACCCUGUCUAUGGUGUCUACUAUGUAGACCACAUCAACAGGAAGACGCAAUAUGAGAACCCAGUUCUUGAAGCCAAACGGAAGAAGCAGCUUGAGCAGCAGCAGCAGCAACAGCAGCAGCAACAGCAGCAGCAGCAGCAGCAGCAGCAGCAGCAGCAGCAACAGCAGACAGAAGAAUGGACAGAAGAUCACUCAGCCCUUGUGCCUCCUGUUAUUCCAAAUCACCCGCCAAGCAAUCCAGAGCCAGCCAGAGAAGCUCCACUUCAGGGCAAACCCUUUUUUACACGAAACCCUUCUGAGUUGAAAGGCAAGUUCAUUCACACAAAGCUGCGGAAAAGCAGUCGUGGCUUUGGCUUCACGGUGGUUGGAGGGGAUGAACCUGAUGAGUUUCUGCAGAUCAAGAGUUUGGUCCUAGAUGGUCCUGCUGCAUUGGACGGCAAGAUGGAAACAGGGGAUGUGAUUGUCAGUGUGAAUGACACCUGUGUUUUGGGACACACACAUGCUCAAGUUGUGAAGAUCUUCCAGUCCAUCCCCAUUGGUGCCAGCGUGGACCUUGAACUCUGCCGAGGUUAUCCAUUGCCUUUUGAUCCAGAUGACCCCAAUACAAGUUUAGUGACCUCGGUAGCUAUUUUGGAUAAAGAACCAAUUAUUGUAAAUGGGCAAGAGACCUAUGAUUCACCAGCUAGCCACAGUAGUAAAACAGGCAAAGUCAAUGGCAUGAAGGAUGCCCGGCCAAGCAGCCCAGCGGACGUGACUUCAAAUAGUUCUCAUGGUUAUCCUAAUGACACUGUUUCUUUGGCUUCCUCCAUAGCCACUCAGCCAGAACUCAUAACUGUUCAUAUUGUCAAAGGGCCAAUGGGCUUUGGUUUUACUAUCGCAGACAGUCCUGGUGGGGGUGGCCAAAGAGUGAAACAGAUUGUUGACAGCCCAAGGUGCCGAGGCCUGAAAGAAGGGGAUCUCAUAGUGGAAGUUAAUAAGAAGAACGUGCAGGCCCUAACUCACAACCAAGUGGUGGAUAUGCUGGUUGAGUGUCCUAAGGGAAGUGAGGUCACAUUGUUGGUGCAACGAGGAGGGCUGCCAGUUCCCAAGAAGAGCCCAAAGUCGCAACCACUGGAAAGGAAAGACAGCCAGAAUAGUUCUCAGCACAGUGUUUCCAGCCACCGGAGCCUGCACACAGCAUCCCCAAGCCACAGCACACAGGUGCUCCCCGAGUUCCCACCUGCAGAAGCCCAAGCUCCAGAUCAAACUGACAGCUCUGGCCAGAAAAAACCAGAUCCUUUUAAAAUCUGGGCCCAGUCCAGGAGCAUGUAUGAAAACCGACCCAUGUCACCUUCACCUGCAUCGGGAUUGAGCAAGGGUGAGAGAGAGAGAGAAAUCAAUUCCACGAAUUUUGGAGAAUGUCCGAUUCCGGAUUACCAGGAACAGGACAUCUUCCUCUGGAGAAAAGAGACUGGAUUUGGAUUUAGGAUUCUGGGUGGAAAUGAACCAGGGGAACCUAUUUAUAUUGGUCACAUUGUACCACUGGGUGCUGCUGAUACCGACGGCCGCCUGAGGUCUGGAGAUGAAUUAAUCUGUGUGGAUGGGACGCCAGUAAUUGGAAAAUCACACCAGCUUGUGGUCCAGCUUAUGCAACAAGCUGCCAAACAAGGCCACGUCAAUCUCACAGUGCGGCGUAAAGUGGUUUUUGCGGUACCCAAAACCGAGAACGAGGUGCCCUCGCCAGCCUCCUCUCAUCACAGUAGCAACCAGCCAGCCUCGCUGACAGAAGAGAAGCGCACCCCGCAGGGCAGCCAGAAUUCGCUGAACACGGUGAGCUCGGGCAGCGGCAGCACCAGCGGCAUCGGCAGCGGCGGCGGCGGGGGCAGCGGCGUGGUCAGCACUGUGGUGCAGCCCUACGACGUGGAGAUCCGGCGUGGGGAGAACGAGGGCUUCGGCUUCGUCAUCGUGUCCUCGGUGAGCAGGCCCGAAGCAGGCACGACCUUUGCAGGCAAUGCAUGUGUGGCUAUGCCUCACAAAAUAGGUCGGAUUAUUGAGGGGAGCCCUGCUGACCGCUGUGGCAAGCUGAAAGUAGGAGACCGGAUCUUGGCAGUAAAUGGAUGUUCCAUCACCAACAAAUCCCAUUCAGACAUUGUGAACCUAAUCAAGGAAGCAGGAAACACAGUUACCCUCCGCAUCAUUCCUGGGGAUGAGUCCUCGAAUGCCACCUUGCUGACCAAUGCAGAGAAGAUCGCCACCAUCACCACCACACACACCCCUUCUCAGCAAGGGACCCAGGAGACAAGGAAUACCACCAAACCAAAGCAGGAAUCUCAGUUUGAGUUCAAAGCACCCCAGGCAACACAGGAGCAAGAUUUUUACACUGUGGAACUGGAAAGAGGAGCCAAGGGAUUUGGCUUUAGCCUUCGAGGAGGCCGAGAGUAUAACAUGGACCUCUAUGUUCUGCGCUUAGCAGAGGAUGGUCCUGCAGAGAGGUGUGGAAAGAUGAGGAUUGGUGAUGAAAUUUUAGAGAUCAAUGGUGAGACCACCAAAAACAUGAAGCAUUCUCGAGCUAUAGAACUGAUUAAGAAUGGUGGCCGCAGAGUUCGUCUGUUUCUGAAGCGGGGAGACGGCUCAGUACCAGAAUAUGGUGGGUCAAACUAUGAAAACAUUCCUUCCUUCCCUGGCAUGACUCCAUGAAUUUGUCUCCAGAACGGCAGCAGGAAAGUCUUUUUUGUUUCCCCUAUUCACCAGUGUCUUACCAGCCUCUCGCACCAUGUGAUUAUUUGCCUCGCUUGUUCUGAAAUCUCUACACAUUUCAUCCUUUUGCUUGCUUAUGUGGACUGGGGCAUGGCCCAAGACAAGAUCUUUAUAGCCCCCUUUCUGAUAAUCAGAGAGAACAUUUUGUCUAGUCCGACCGAGAGCGAAGGAAUGUUUGUUUGAACUGUGCCAAACUGUUCCUCAGAUCCAAUUGUUAGCACAAAAUGACUAUAUACUCCUUUUAAGAAGCAGGAAAGCAGGUUUCCUGAGUGAUAUGUUGAGGCACAAUUAUUUUUUCCUUUUUGGUUACUUGGUGUCUUUAUUUAAGAGGCAUGAAAUUUUGAGAGAUUUGGGGGCUUUGCUCACCUCCUUUAUGCUCUGUAUACAACACUUCUCCAUCCCCCAACUGGUCUCUUACCCCAAAUCAGACCAUCUGAGCCCACUACUAUCAAACAAACAAAAACUGUUAAUAUAUUAGCCAUAAUGUUUUUAAAUGAUAAAGGAUGAAAUAAAUUCCCAGUGCUCAUCAUGAGGGAAACAUGUGAUUAUACCUUUCCUAUGAGGAAAGCCAGGUUAUACAUAGAGUUCCUUUGUCAUAUCUUUAAACUUGAUUUGAGUAGACAGUAAUGAUCUUUACAUAGCUUAGUGUUCUGAUGGCAAAAUAUUGUAUAUGAUAAUAAUUAUGUCCUAUUUAUUUGAGAUUUGUGUUUAAAAUUAAAAAAAAAAAAAAAAAAAAAGCUAUGCCCUAGAUGUAGGGCUUUUUUUCCCAACCAAAGGUCUACAAAAGUUUCUAUAGAAACUGUGAUUGAAUGGUCCCCAUAUACGUUGGUCCCCUUUAUUAGGGAUUUAUCUAUUAUCACCCUCUUUUCUGAAAGUCAUUCUGCACAAUUCUCAGUUGCAUUUUGGACUUGAUGAUAUGUUUAAUUCAGAUGCAGCUCAAGGAGAAGGAUAGCUCUUUGGAGGGCCAGCCUUCCCAGGUGUUGGACAUUUGUACAGGUGCAAAAUACGAGGGGUCCGAGGUACAGGGGGAGGGUGAGUAUUAGACAAGGCCCCUAUAGACAUGGCCAACCACAGGGGAAGUAUUUUUGACAACAUUAAGAUGCUGUGGCUGUGCACUGUACUAAACUUCUGACCAUUAGGUGUGUUGAUACCACUGAAACUGUGUAACAUUGUCUCCCUUUUCUGUCUUCCCUAUGCUUCUGUUGGAUGUGAUAUUUCAUUUGAGAGUCAUCGUCAGUAACCUGUGUACCUUCUCAAAACCUAUGUCUGUUGCACUGAGGAUGAAAAUCCAACACUAACAAAUGUUCUUUGGGCUAAAAAUAAAGAUCAUUGAAAUACAUGGUUUUCCAAGAAGGGUUGAACCUGCCAGGGUUGUGCUACUGUAAUGUCUCCAUGCGUCACUUGGACUAAAUCUCUCUAAUUCCAUUGAUUAGAGUCACAAAUGGGUUAUAAUAUGUUAAGUUCCAAUAUUUUUCUGACCUGAUUGGAACCUGCUUCUCUGUGAGGCUAUUUUUGUAAUGAGUUUUUUGUACUUAAUUUAACUGCCGCGGUCUUUGGUGGGGGUGGGAAGGGAUUUUGUUCUUUUGUUGUUUAUUGUUAAUGCUCUCCUAUGCCAGUCUGUCAUUGUUCCAGUUGUUUGAAAAAAACAAAACAAAAAAGGAUGCAUUCAUUGUCUGGGUUCUCGAGUCACCUUAUGGCUGUCUGAAAAUGUCACUGUUUCGAUUGCGGUCUCUGCAGCCUUAUUUAAGUGUUGCCUUAGACUGUCUGACUGGACAAAUAAACUCUCUUUGCCCUAUGUUAA
Messenger RNA from Mandrillus leucophaeus (drill), 5617 nucleotides. RefSeq names its product membrane associated guanylate kinase, WW and PDZ domain containing 1 (gene MAGI1). The record is from RefSeq and is a predicted model, not a curated record. The coding region runs from base 655 to 3756 and encodes 1033 amino acids. Gene Ontology annotation, cellular component: cytoplasm. The transcript is spliced from 23 exons. NCBI's taxonomy places the organism in Eukaryota, Metazoa, Chordata, Mammalia, Primates, Cercopithecidae. Gene Ontology annotation, biological process: signal transduction. Gene Ontology annotation, molecular function: protein binding.